Molecule: messenger RNA, 1937 nt
Organism: Lactuca saligna
Lineage: Eukaryota; Viridiplantae; Streptophyta; Magnoliopsida; Asterales; Asteraceae
Source: the annotation of a GenBank genome assembly
CUGCACUACAUCAGAACACACAGCACUCAUCUUUCUCUUUCUCUUUCUCUCUCUAAAAAAUAUAUAUAUAUAUAUAUAUUUUCUUUAAUUGAUUGAUUUCUUUUUUCUGCUUCUUUCUAUCUUGCAAAAUAUAUACAAUACAAACACCCACAAAGAAGAAAGAAAAAUGGCACAAACAACUCAUCAUCAUCAGAAAAACAAAGAAAGAGUCCACACACACCACCCAUCCUCUCUGUCUCUUCAAUGGCCCAGUUGGACCAAAAUUUAUGUAAAAAAGAGAGUCUUGAAAGAUAGAGAGAGAAAGAGAAAGAGAAAUCAUCAGUGAGAUAGAUAGAGAGAGAAAGAGAGGGGAGAUGUCUUCAAACUCCAACCAAACCCACCUCACACAUACACAUACACACACACGCACAAAAACAAAAUUCACAUACAGACCAAUUAAUUAUGGUUGUUCCACAAAUACCCUUCUGCAACCCCCCAAAAAUCUCCAUCUUCAUCACUCCAUUGUCUACCAAACGAACCGAUAUAUGUGGGCUUUUUGGGGCUUUGUCUUUGGUCAGAGUUUCAUCACCAACAACAGAGAAAACAGGAAAAGCAAGAACCUUCUCACCCCCACACCCACACACAUACACAUACACACACCCAUUCAUCUUUCUUUCUUUCUUUAAACUCUUUCUUCCCCACACCUCGCUUUCUAUCUCUCUCUCUCUCUCUCAUCUUCGUAUUUCCUUCUUCACUUUCUCUCUCUCUCUUCUUUUAUCGAAUUAAGAUUUUUUUUCAACAAAGUUGAGAUCUGAUGAGUAAGAAGAUGAAAGGGGUUGCUUUUGAUUCAUCUCCUCAUGCGUCUUAUGAGGACGCUCGAGCAAGAUUUAAGCAUCAAACCCUUCUCCAAGAUUACCGGGAGUUGGAACAGGAAACAGAGGCUGCAAGAAACAAAUUGGAGGCCAUGAAGCAAAAGAAACAAACUUUAGAAGCCGAAGUUAGAUUCUUGAGGAGAAGACACAAAUUUCUAUUGAAAUCCAAGUCUACUACAACUUCACAACAAGUGAAAACACAUAAUUUAGAAACAACCCAAUUCAGAAAAAGCAAGAAGGAAAACGUCCACCCCAAAAAGGCGAAAACUUUACACAAUUUGCCCCCGAUUCACAACCUAAAUCAAAGGGGAAGAGUGUAUACAGAGAAGAAAAACGUUAAUCCAAGUCGACCACCUCAUGGGGAUAAAAAUGUAAAUUUGCAUAGUGUCAACUUGUCUCCGGCGACUGAAUUCAAUCGGAAAGAGAACGGUUUUGGUGGUAAAGAAGCUCGGGUUCCUAUAUUUGACUUGAACCAAAUAUCCAUUGAAGAAGAAGAAGAGGAACACAAUGACUUAAAGCUAUCGAUUUGUAGAAAUGUUGGGGAUGCUUCAUCAAAUAGAGCAGGAAAGAGGAAGAUCUCAUGGCAAGAUCCUGUGGCUUUAAGAGUAUGACUAAAGGUUAAUUAUAGAUUGGGUUAGGGGUAAUUUUUAUAAAGCCAAGACUUUGAUUUUGACUUGGUAUUCGAUUGUGGUUUAUGGUUUAAAAAAGAAAAGAACAUUAUGUAAAGAAAAGGUUUGUGGGAUUAGUGGGUUUUCUUUUUUUAAUUUUUAAUUUUGACAUGGAAAACAAUAUGAAGGAUGAAGAAAUCAUUGUUAAUGUAUAUCUUGAUAAAUGAUAAAUCCUGUGUUUGUUGACACAAUGACACCUCUUUGGCUGAGUAAACAAGGUAUAUAAUCUUUUGGAAGAUUUUGAUUUUAGGUUAAGGUUUUGUUUGUUUAUGGUGUUUUUUUCCUACUUUUUGGAUUGUAGAUUUGGUUAUAUGGUUUGUUUCUGUUAUUAACGUGUAAGAAAGCAACCCAUAAGGCAACAACCAUGUUAUUUCAUCUUGGUGGAACACGUCGAUUUGUAGGAUAGCAAUUUGUUGGG